This is a messenger RNA of Sarcophilus harrisii (Tasmanian devil), 4387 nucleotides long. RefSeq names its product SID1 transmembrane family member 2 (gene SIDT2). The record is from RefSeq and is a predicted model, not a curated record. The coding region runs from base 558 to 3119 and encodes 853 amino acids. NCBI's taxonomy places the organism in Eukaryota, Metazoa, Chordata, Mammalia, Dasyuromorphia, Dasyuridae. The transcript has 28 exons. Gene Ontology annotation, cellular component: membrane.
CUGCCGGCCGCCCUGGUGUUUACAGCCCGGGCCGAGCUGGUUACUUUCUGGAGUUCUGAAUGCUGGCGACUGCCGCGUCCUCCGGGCCUUAAAGGGGCCGCGCCCCCCCGAGGAAACCGCCCACCCCUUCCUACCUUUUCACGCCCCCGGCCCCUCCCCCCCCCAGUGCCUUCGGGCUCUUCCCCGGCCGCCGCGCUUGUCUCCCCUCCCCUCCGCGGCCCGGCUCCUCGGACCGGUCCCUCCGCUCUCCUCCCACCUGGCGCGGAGUGGGCUCGGAGAACAGGAGGCGCCCCUCCCCGAGCGCCGAGCCGCGGCUAGCGCCCCUUCCCCGGAGUUCUGCACACCCUCCCCCCCUUCCGUCCCCGCGGGGGGGCCCCUGGGAGCGUCUCCGCUUCUCCAGGGAGGGGGCAUUUCCUAAUCUCCGGCCGGGGUUAAAGUUCUGGUCCCGGUGAGAUGCUGGAAGCUGCAGCCAGAAGCUCAUCGCCCCUCCGAGGUGCUGCGCUCCCCGCCGCCGCCGCCGCCGCCGCCGCCGCCGCCGCCUCCGCCCAGCCGGGGCCAUGUUCGCGCUGGGCUUGCCCUUCCUGGUGCUCCUGGUGGCCCCGGCCAGGGGCGACCCGGGGCUCCUGGGGCCCAAGAACGUGUCCCAGAAGGAGGCCGAGUUCGAGCGCACCUACCAGGAUGAGGUCAACAGCGAGCUGGUCAACAUCUACACGUUUAACCACACUGUGACCCGGAACCGGACCGAGGGUGUGCGCGUGUCUGUGAAAGUCCUGAACAAGCAGAACAAGGCUCCCGUGCUGUUUGUGGUGCGACAGAAGGAGGCUGUCGUAUCCUUCCAGGUGCCACUGAUUCUUCGGGGGCUCUACCAGCGUAAGUACCGGUACCAAGAUGUCGCACGCACUCUCUGCCAGCCGCCCACCAAGAGCGAGGCUGAGGUCCAGUUCUUCUACGUGGAUGUGUCCACGCUGUCGCUGCUCAACACCACUUACCAGCUGCGGGUCAGCCGCAUGGACAACUUCGUGCUCAGGACCGGGGAGCAGUUCAGCUUUAACACCACCGCAGCCCAGCCUCAGUACUUCAAAUAUGAGUUCCCAGAAGGAGUAGACUCGGUGAUUGUCAAAGUGACUUCCAGCAAGGCUUUCCCCUGCUCGGUCAUCUCCAUCCAAGAUAUCCUGUGCCCCGUCUACGACCUGGACAACAAUGUGGCUUUCAUUGGCAUGUACCAGACCAUGACGAAGAAGGCGGCCAUCACUGUGCAGCGCAAGGACUUUCCCAGCAACAGCUUCUACGUGGUGGUGGUGGUGAAGACCGAGGACCAGGCCUGCGGGGGCUCCCUGCCCUACUACCCCUAUGGGGAAGAUGAACCGGUGGAUCAAGGGCAUCACCAGAAAACCCUGACCGUUGUGGUGUCUCCGGCAGUCACGUCCGAGGCUUAUGUCGGGGGCAUGCUCUUCUGUCUGGGCAUCUUCCUGUCCUUCUAUUUGCUGACUGUGCUGCUGGCCUGUUGGGAGAAUUGGAGGCAACGGAAGAAGACCCUGUUGGUGGCGAUGGACCGUCCCUGCUCAGAAAGCGCCUCUUUGCUUGGUCACCCUAGAGUCCUGGCUGAAUCCUUCCCUGGCUCCGCCCCUUAUGAAGGUUACAGUUAUGGCUCCUUUGAGAAUGGCUCCAGCUCUGCCGACGGAGCAGGGGACAGCGCUGGCUCAGUGGACGUCUCCUACAGCUACUCGGGACACGACCAGUUCAAGCGACGCCUGCCCUCUGGCCAGAUGCGGCAGCUGUGCAUUGCCAUGGACCCCGUGGGCAGCCGGCCUCGACUGGACUCCCUGAGCUCCGUGGAGGAGGACGACUAUGACACGCUGACUGACAUCGAGUCAGACAAGAAUGUCAUCCGCACCAAGCAAUACCUGUAUGUAGCGGACCUAGCUCGCAAGGACAAACGGGUUCUUCGGAAGAAGUACCAGAUUUACUUCUGGAACAUUGCCACCAUCGCCGUUUUCUACGCCCUCCCCGUGGUGCAGCUGGUGAUCACCUACCAGACGGUGGUGAAUGUCACAGGGAAUCAGGACAUCUGCUACUACAACUUCCUCUGCGCCCACCCCCUGGGCAACCUCAGCGCUUUCAAUAAUAUCCUCAGUAACCUGGGUUAUAUCCUGCUGGGGCUGCUUUUCCUCCUCAUCAUCCUGCAACGAGAAAUCAAUUAUAACCGAGCCCUCAUGCGAAAUGACCUUUAUGCCCUGGAAUGUGGAAUCCCAAAGCACUUUGGGCUUUUCUACGCCAUGGGUACAGCCUUGAUGAUGGAAGGACUGCUCAGUGCAUGCUACCAUGUUUGCCCCAACUACACGAAUUUUCAGUUUGACACAUCAUUCAUGUACAUGAUCGCCGGGCUCUGUAUGCUGAAGCUGUAUCAGAAGCGGCACCCCGACAUCAACGCCAGUGCCUACAGCGCUUACGCCUGUCUUGCCGUUGUCAUUUUCUUCUCUGUGCUGGGGGUGGUAUUUGGCAAAGGAAACAUGGCGUUCUGGAUUGUCUUCUCAGUCAUCCACAUCAUUGCUACGCUCCUACUUAGUACCCAGCUCUACUAUAUGGGCCGCUGGAAGUUGGAUUCUGGGAUCUUCCGCCGGAUUCUUCAUGUAGUUUACACAGACUGUAUCCGGCAGUGCAGUGGGCCCCUCUACGUGGACCGAAUGGUGCUACUGGUUAUGGGCAACAUCAUCAACUGGUCACUUGCUGCCUAUGGGCUCAUCAUGCGUCCCAAUGACUUUGCUUCCUACCUGCUGGCCAUUGGCAUCUGCAACCUUCUUCUUUACUUUGCUUUCUAUAUCAUCAUGAAGCUCCGGAGUGGAGAGAGGAUCAAACUCAUCCCUCUCCUCUGCAUCAUUUGUACCUCUGUGGUCUGGGGUUUUGCCCUUUUCUUCUUUUUCCAGGGACUCAGUACCUGGCAGAAAACUCCUGCCGAGUCAAGAGAGCACAAUCGGGACUGCAUCCUGCUCAAUUUCUUUGAUGACCAUGACAUCUGGCACUUCCUCUCCUCCAUUGCCAUGUUUGGGUCCUUCUUGGUGCUGCUGACCCUGGAUGACGACUUAGAUACCGUACAGCGGGACAAGAUCUACGUCUUCUAGUGGGCUGCUGCACCCCCUCCCUGUGGGCCCUCCAAGGAGCCCGGCUGGGCCAGGGGCUGGCUGCCUGGGACCUGCUGCCCAGUGCCUUGGGGCGACGGCAUCCUUUUGGGCCUGGUUUCCUGGGAAGGCUUUGGGACAUUUAUGGGGGACAGCCAUGUUCUCCUUGUAACUGUACCUGGAGAAAAGGGGACUGGGCCAUCGAGGCCCAUUUGAACUUUGGCCAAACUUGCUGCUUCCUCUUCAGUGUUUGGGCCCCUCUAAGAGCCUGUCUAUGGGGGGAAGGGAAGGCACGGUUUCUCCCUUUCUCCUGUGGGGAGCCCUGUUUGGGAACCCCAAAUCCUCCUUUCUGCUGCAGUUCUGGGUGAGGGCCAGAGCUUGAUUUUUCCGUCCAGCUCCAGCUUUUUUAAUGUGUGUGUGUGUGUGUGUGUGAGAACCAGAGUCAGGUCCUCCAAGCUGCUGUCCUGAGCUGGGCUCUGUUUGAAGGGGGUGGAGGGAAGAACUGAGAGGAUGGCGUCAAACCAGAAAGGGGCGUGGGCCUGAAGAGCAAUUUCCCUACGACCGGCUCCGCGGGGGACCGUUGCUGAUGUGGGUCGGGAUUUUCUGGGGGGGUGGUUUUUAAAUAAGAAGAAAGCUUAGAUGACGGGCUCCCUUUGCGUAGCCUGUGCCGCCUGGAACUGAGCAUGGGGCAUCUCUCAGGCUGACUCUUCCCUCGCUCUCCAUCCCUGGUACCCUUGUGCCUGCCCACCCCCCGGGGGGCUCCCUCAGUGCCAUUGCCGGCCCCCAAGAGCAGGGGUCGGACAGGAGGGUUACAAAGAACAGGAGCCAUUCCAGCCUCCUGCAGUGCCUAUGUCCUCGGGCAGUCGGGGCAAGGGCCGGCUUGCUCUUGGCCCCCAAGGCAGCAUCAGGGCCUGCCUUCCAGGCUUUUUGGGGGGAUGAGACACACACACACCUUGGCGUUUACAGUGAGUCUAGCUCACACUCCGGCCGGGGCCAGGUCCUCCUGCUGGCCCUGACUGUCUCCCACCUGCCCUCCCUCCCCGAUCCAGGUGCCAUUGUGGGAGAAGAGAGACGGAGAAAGGGGCUAGGCCUCAUGACGUAGGAUUCCCAACUUUGUUCUUACAGUUUUCCCAGGGAAGUGAUUGGAGGUCUUGCUUUUUUUUUUUUUUUUUUUUUAAAGAACUAUUUUAUGUCUAUUUUCCACAUCACGAUGGAAUUUCUGUUUUCUAUGAAUGACUGACUGCAUUCAAUUAAAGGAAUGACCAGAUGCA